AUGAGUGAUGACGAUGUUAUGCUCGUUAACUUCGCCACUGACGAAGGUGAUGCCAGUUCAAAUGCCAGACAGAACGUCAAAGUCGUAGGCGGGAAAUGGAAAGACAGAAGGAGACUAAAGAUGAUGGUAGAUGGGGAGCCUUCAAAGAGGAAGCGACUUGAGAAUACACCUGAGAUCGAACGAGAAAUAAAGAAAGUCAAAGAGGCAGGAUUCAGUUCACAGGAGUUUACUAGAAGGCCAGUACCUAAAAAAACGUCAAAUGAUACAUCUCGCACGGCAGCUUCGACUGCUAACUCAAAUAUAGUAUCGUCUUUGUUCACUUCGAAUCGUGAGAUGACUACCUCGGUAAAUACUAAUAAGCAUGAUGAAAACGCUCAGAUCAACCCAUCUAAUGCGCCAUUACUUGAAGAUUCAUUUGAAGCAAUAGGCGUCAAGGAACCAUUGGUGUCACAUUUGGCCGAAAAAAUGCGAAUUAAGAAACCAACAAAUAUUCAAAAACAGGUGAUUUCUCAAUUUUGCUCCGCUACUGAGAAAGAUAACGAUCUGUUUAUUAACGCUCAAACUGGGUCAGGUAAGACCCUAGCAUUUUUGCUACCAAUUCUGUCUCGUAUACUUGAUAUGAACGUCAGAGUAGAUCGUAAAUCUGGAUGUUUUGCCUUAAUAAUUGCUCCUACUCGUGAACUAGCGUCCCAGAUAUACUCUGUGGCAUCCAUGCUCACAAAUAGUUGUCACUAUCUCGUUCCAUGUUUGUUAAUUGGUGGUGAGCGCAAGAAAUCAGAAAAAGCACGGUUGAGAAAAGGCUGUAAUUUCAUUAUUGGUACCCCAGGGCGUAUACUGGACCAUUUGCAGAAUACGAAAGUUAUCAAAGAACAAUUGGGUCAUUCGCUGAGGUAUGUCGUGUUAGAUGAAGGUGACAAACUGAUGGAGCUGGGUUUCGAAGAAACAAUCACCGAAAUCUUACAGAUUUUACAUGAUGUCCCAGUUGAUAACUCAAGUUUCCAUGGUUUACCGUCACGUAUUGUCCAUGUAUUGUGUAGUGCAACACUACAAGGCGGUGUAAAAAAACUAGGGAAUGUUGCCUUAACAAAUUACAAGCUUAUUAAAAGUGGUAAAAAUGCAGAUAAUGCGGUAAGUGAAGUACCGGAUCAACUAUUGCAAAAGAUUGUUUUUGUUUCACCAAAGCUUAGAUUGGUCACAUUAGCUGGUAUUCUGGAUGGAAUUUCAAAAAAAAGCAAUCCAGAAGAAACAUCUCGAACAAUUGUAUUUCUAACGUGUUCGGAUAGCGUUGACUUUCAUUACGACGCAUUUUCCUCUAGUAAUGGAAACUAUCGUGCUUUGGCGGGUGAUUCAGUAAGGCAGCUAACCAAGGGAAAUACGAUUCUACCGAGUUUUUCAGAUGACGAAGAUCCUGGCGUUAUAUUUUACAAAUUACAUGGAUCUUUACCGCAACCCACAAGAGUUGCUACGUUAGAUCAUUUCAGUAAAAACAAUGAAUUCACCAAAGGCAAGCAUUUAAUCAUGUUCUGUACAGAUGUUGCAAGUAGGGGUUUAGAUUUGCCUCAUGUCGGAACAGUGGUGGAAAUGGAUCCUCCCUUUUCAACAGAAGAUCAUCUGCACAGAACGGGACGUACUGCUCGUGCCGGUCAAAAAGGUGAAGCUAUUCUCUUUCUUUUCCCGGGUGAAGAGGAAGGCUACUUGGAAAGAAUAAAGCCAAGUCAUCCAAAGGGUUGGAAGCUGGUGAAAUAUGAUGAAGAAAUCUUAAAACCCGCUUUCGAUUCUACCAACGUUAAAAGAAAUGACAAAGAGUCAGAGAAGCCCCUAGAGAAAACUUUGGGGUGGGAUACAAAUGCAACUACGUGGCAUUUGAAUAUUGAAAGACGGGUUUUGGAAGAUCCAAAUUUCAAAUCUUUGGCCAUGAAAGCAUUUACAAGUCAUGUCAGGGCUUAUGCGACCCAUAUUUCCCAAGAAAAACAAUUCUUUAAUAUCAAAUUUUUGCAUCUUGGUCAUCUGGCAAAGGGCUUCGCCUUAAGAGAAAGACCAAAGGGUAUAGCAUUUCAAUCUGCGAAGUCUAAGGAUGAUUCUCAAGGGAGGGCAAAGAAACCUUCAAGUGAGAGCGGGAAAAACAAGAUGUUCCGUAUGGCUCGUAUGGCAGUAAAAGAGUCAGUAAGUGAGUUCAACUACUGA
Zygotorulaspora mrakii is the source of this 2184-nucleotide messenger RNA. RefSeq names its product putative ATP-dependent RNA helicase (gene DBP7). Gene Ontology annotation, biological process: ribosome biogenesis. NCBI's taxonomy places the organism in Eukaryota, Fungi, Ascomycota, Saccharomycetes, Saccharomycetales, Saccharomycetaceae. Gene Ontology annotation, cellular component: nucleus. The transcript has a single exon. The record is from RefSeq and is a predicted model, not a curated record. Bases 1 to 2184 code for a protein of 727 amino acids. Gene Ontology annotation, molecular function: nucleic acid binding; ATP binding.